ACCAGUCAUUGACGAUGUUGCCUAGGAGUCCGCCGAGAUGAUGUAUCGUGCUGCCACCUCUAAGAGCAUGCAUCGUAUACUCAUAUAUAUCAGCCUCCUUCUGGCAGCAUCAAUUCCUCUGCUGGUUGUGGCCAUCAUAUCUACUCUGUCAUUCUACCACAACUAUCUACCAGACCAGGUGUUUUCCACCCCAGUGUACCUCCAAUACGGCAUAUGAUAUCGCCGUGGUUUUGAGCGUGCCUCAAUCCCCCGCCAACGCUGACCGAGGGAACUUCAUGGUCACUCUCCACCUCCUUGGGCCGGGAUUGCCAUCGUCUGGCAACGAACUACAUUACCUCCUGGACCUGGAGAGCCUGCAUCGCGAAAAGAAGAUACGGUUUAGUUCCAGUCGUCCUGCUUUGCUGCCGUAUCGAGAUCCUCUCGUGUCACUAGCGUCGCGCCUCCUUUUCCUGGGCUACCAUCUACUGGUGCCCGAGUCCCAAGCGUUGACCGUGAGGAUACCAAUGGGCGAGCAGGUAGAACUGGCUACGCAAUAUUCCGAGAUGCCAGUGUUGGCGUACCUAGAGAUCAAUGCCGGGCAAAUUCUCCAGACCUACGAUGCUUCGAUCGUCAUGACCGCCCAGCUGCGCGGCUUGCGCUGGUUGAUGUACCAAUACCGACUUCCCGUUUUCAUCUUAGCCACUCUCCUCUUUUGGGCGGCUGAAAUGUUAUUCAUGAUUGCAGCAUGGGCGACAUGGUCCGCCAGGGCAAGCGCCUCGUCUGGUACACAGACGAGAGGAUCUGCAUCACCAGAGACUGCCGCAGCUGUUAAGCGCGACGAGGCAGGCUUGGAUGAGUUUUCUAGCACGGCGACAACGACUUUGCCGGCAUAUAGCAUUCGGGAAAACCCAGAGCACGAGUUGCAUAACCGCGAAUGGGCACCGGAUAAUGAACAGGAUCAUGCCUCACCUGCCCGUCCCGGGGGUGGUGUCGAUGAACUCGAAAGCGAUGUGCGGUGGGUUAGGGAUGAUAUUGGCGUUGGCAAGGGCGCAAGCGAUAUGGGGAGUGUACGGCGUCGGUCAUCCCAUCGUCGGCUGACGUGACAGUGAGACGACGAGGCUCCGCACGUGUGCCGUUGACGUGGAACCUGGGCUCAUCCGCAGGACAUAUACCGAAAGCGAAAGUUUAUAUUCCGAGCGGUAUAGUGCACUUCGAAGGGCUAGAGACGGGACCCCGACAUGAGAGGCAUGUGACUUAAGUAGGAAAUUCGAAUGGCAGUUAGCCCCGGCCAUUAAGGAGUACUGUACGUAAAGGAGGCCGGGGGAAGGUAGGAAAACGGGAAAACGGGCAUACAGGAAUACGGGAAUACGA
Messenger RNA from Sodiomyces alkalinus F11, 1350 nucleotides. RefSeq lists its product as hypothetical. Gene Ontology annotation, cellular component: endoplasmic reticulum membrane. The record is from RefSeq and is a predicted model, not a curated record. Gene Ontology annotation, biological process: lipid storage; lipid droplet organization. The transcript is spliced from 2 exons. The coding region runs from base 276 to 1082 and encodes 268 amino acids. Lineage: Eukaryota; Fungi; Ascomycota; Sordariomycetes; Glomerellales; Plectosphaerellaceae.